AUGCCGUCCGCUGCUACGAUCAACAGCAGCGACAAAGCCAAAGUCAAAGCUGCGACCCCAUCCUCGAAGUGCAAGAUCAUCACAGCAACCGUCGCGCGAGUCUAUGCAGCCGAUCCGAACACCAAGACAUGGAGAUACGCAGGGUUAGAGGGUGCACUCGCCUUUGUCCGCGACAAUGAAAAGCUGUCAUUCUACCUCAAGUUGAUCGAUCUGAAGGGAACGAGGGGCACUCUAUGGGAGCACGAGUUGUACGAGGGCUUUUCUUACAGUCAAGAUCGGGCAUUCUUUCACUCUUUCGAAGGGGAUGACUGUUUUGUCGGCUUUUCGUUUGCCGAUGAGGGCGAGGCGAACGAAUUGAAUCGCAAGAUCGCAGGUAGAUCCAAAUACGCGAAAAGCUCAACAAGCACCAAGAAGAAGAGCAAAGGGGGCAUUGUGAAGAUUGACAAGUCCAUGAUCUCUGCGCCUUCUGAGUUCAAGCAUGUGGCGCACAUGGGCUUCUCUGCAGAGCAUGGGUUCUCCUCUGAGAAUGUGGACCCCUCUUGGCAGGCACUUUUGGAUCAGCUCUCGAACAUGGGAAUUAGCAAGAAGGACAUUGCGAAGAACGAAGGCUUCAUCCGGGACUUUGUUGGAAAACGAGGGGGACCAUCUAAGAGGGGAGAGCAGCCGGCGGGGGGGAAGCAGAAGAAGGCGCCUCCACCUGCACCAUCACGGACAAGUGCUCGCAAAGCGCCCCCACCCCCACCAGCUCCACGAUCACGAAUAGAAGUCGUGCCCGGCGCUGCAUCUUCACGUCCACCACCCCCGCCAUCGCGGCCCACGAAUCAAGGCUCUUCUGCACCUCCUCCACCACCUCCACCACCUCCUCCACCACCACCGCUCCCGCUACCAACACUUCACUCAACGGCAAAUGGAGGCGUACCUCCUCCGCCACCGCCCCCAUCGCGUUCGGUCAGGGGUAGCGCCAGCGGUGGUGUACCACCUCCACCUCCGCCACCACCGCCACCGCCGUCCAACGGAGGUCCUCCGCCACCGCUCAGCGCAUCCGGAGCUCCUGUACCACAUACCGGGCGUUCAGCACUUCUCGCAUCCAUCCAGGGCAAGUCCGUCAACGACCUCAAGAAAGCGCCUACACCCAUAUCAGCAUCCGGAGGCAUUGCCGUUGGCGCGACUGCCGCAACAGCAGUCGCAGCUGCAGCGCCCACUGCCGAUCCUUCUGGUGUCGAUGAGGCCGAAGGAGGAGACCUGGCAAGUGCACUCGCUGCUGCCCUUAGUCAGCGGAAAGGAAACAUGGGCGACAGUGAUGAGGAAGAAAGCGACGACGACUGGUGA
Molecule: messenger RNA, 1329 nt
Organism: Tilletiaria anomala UBC 951
Lineage: Eukaryota; Fungi; Basidiomycota; Exobasidiomycetes; Georgefischeriales; Tilletiariaceae
Product: WH1-domain-containing protein
Exons: 4
Coding region: 1-1329 (442 amino acids)
Biological process (GO): actin filament organization; regulation of Rho protein signal transduction
Molecular function (GO): actin binding; small GTPase binding
Source: RefSeq, a predicted model, not a curated record